Molecule: messenger RNA, 1769 nt
Organism: Vollenhovia emeryi
Lineage: Eukaryota; Metazoa; Arthropoda; Insecta; Hymenoptera; Formicidae
Product: venom allergen 5-like
Exons: 8
Coding region: 751-1395 (214 amino acids)
Cellular component (GO): extracellular region
Source: RefSeq, a predicted model, not a curated record
ACUUUGGCCUUCCACUAAUGAUUGUCACCUGUCUGCUGAUCAAUUUUUGUCAAACAUCGUGCAGUGGAAAGACCAUGUUAAUAUACCACAAGUUCUUUCCCACGAAAUUCAUUUAACUACAAGCUACACGAUGAAAUGGAGUCAGCAGGUGUCGGCCAAAUUGCAUCGUUACGCUCGGUACCAAGCCCAUCUCAUUUCCGGCACAAAAAGAAACUGACGUUUCCAGUCAUAGCGAGACAGCCAUCAGCCAAAUACGGAUGUCACUCGAGUGUGUUUCGCCUUUUCAAUGAAUGCUAAACGAGCGAAUGAUACACGGCACGUCGCGUCGCGUCGUUUCGAAUGAUGAUUAAUUGGCGUGCACCGAAAAGGGACUCGCGACUGCUCCCUUCUCGUCGUCGCCAACAGUGUCGUUUCGUGAUCUCUUUUCUGUUCAUCAUCUAACUGUUACAUUAUCUAACUGUCAACAGAACAGAAACAUAAAGAGAAAUUUAUUAAAUUGUUGUUUAUAUGUUUUUCUUCUUUUUAAUUCAUGUAAUUAAAUUAAAUUAUAUUCUCAAUGUAAUUACAUCUACAUAACAUCCUCUUCUUAAUGCAAUUGUAUUUUCAAAGCCUUCCCAUCGAUCCAUUUGUGUUAAAAAUGAUUAGGUUUUCAUUCGCGUUCGGAAUAAAUUAAAACAGUAGAUAAUGAAAUUAAGAGAGACUGAGAAAUUCAUAUUACAGUUGACUAUCCACAGUAGCACUGUACGGUGAAUGUUUAGAACUUUAAGGAUCAUCUACGAUACACGAAGAUCCGGUGGUAUAUCGUGUGAGGAGAAACAGAUUAUUUUGGACGAACACAAUCGAUUGAGGCAACUAGUGGCAUUGGGACAUAUACAUGGUCAACCAGGUGCGGCGAAUAUGAUGGAGGUGAUAUGGGAUGAUGAACUUGCCGCGAUAGCACAAAGAUGGGCGGAUUAUUGUGCAGAGUCACACGAUAGUCUAAGAAACGUCCGGAGAUUUGCAGUAGGACAAAAUAUUGCUCGUUCAUGGACGACCAGGCCUCCAGGACCCUACGACGGUGUGCCAAAUUGGAGACGACAAAUUUCGGGGUGGUUCAACGAGGUACAAUAUUAUCAUUCUGGUUAUAGCAAAACUACUGGACACUACACACAGUUGGUAUGGAGCGACACUUUCUUGAUCGGAUGCGGAUAUUCCUUUUAUUACGAUCCGGCUCGCGGUUAUACCAAAAAUUACGUAUGCAACUAUGGACCGAGCGGAAAUGUAUUUGGCUUUCAACCUUACAAAUCAGGCCAACCUGCAUGCGGUAAUUAUGGCAUGUCCUACAGCAAUAGAUACGCUGGAUUAUGUUCUCGUGGAAGUUACUAUUAUUUGGGAGCUCUAUGUGUAUAUGGAUAAUAUGAAGAAUGUGUAUGUGAAUAUUUGCGAAGAAUGCAAGUUUUCAAAGUCUUUAACACUUGUUUAGUUUGUCCAUCGCUUACGAAUCCUUUUCAGAGACGUAGAACUGUGAUACAAGUAGACACAUAUAUACCAUAUAUUGUGCAAAUAAACAUGAAUAACGAAUAUUUCUCCCAAGUAGCGCUAGUAGAAUAAUCGGCCACAUUACGUACUGUAAUUGAUAGAUUUCAGUAAUUAGGAAACAUAAAUGAUGCGCUAUGUUAUGAUGUUUAUGACGUAGUAAGCUGUACAAAAUGUACAGUUUUUCAGAUAUUCAAGAGAAAAUUUGUUACUUUUUCAAUGUUUAGCUUAUCGUAGAGAUAUCUCGAUAACUC